UCAGUCCGCAACUCUGUGCUUUCUCCUUCACUGUGCCCUAUUGCGCGAGACAGAACGUUCUGAAACUUCGCUCAUCGCCCCUUAAAUAAGAGUCAUGUCAGACAAAGGCGGAGAGAAGGCGAGCCUGGUGAGGAAGGAGGGGGAGAGUCCAGCAGCACAGGCCAGUCAGAACAAAGGAGCUCCCUGUGUGCCAUGUUGCCACAAGGUCACCAUGGCUGUUCCUCCUGCAUACUCAGACCUGGGAAAAUCCGCCAAAGACAUCUUCAGCAAGGGCUAUGGCUUUGGAAUUGUGAAACUGGACCUAAAGACCAAGGCCCAGAGUGGAGUUAUGGAGUUUGCGACCUCGGGCUCCAGUAACACAGACACAGGGAAGGCAGCAGGUAACCUGGAGACCAAAUAUAAGGUGAAGGAGCUGGGCCUGAGCUUCAACCAGAAAUGGAACACAGACAACACCCUGACCACCGAGGUCUCCAUAGAGGACCAGUUGGCUAAGGGCUUGAAGCUGGCUCUGGACACAUCGUUCGUGCCCAACACUGGUAAGAAGAGUGCCAAGCUGAAGACUGGUUACAAGCGGGACUUCAUCAACCUGGGCUGUGACCUGGACUUUGACAUGGCCGGCCCCACGGUCCACGCUGCUGCCGUGCUGGGCUAUGAGGGUUGGCUGGCUGGGUACCAGAUGGCCUUCGACACAGCCAAGUCCAAACUGUCCCAGAACAACUUUGCCCUGGGAUACAAGGCUGGGGACUUUCAGCUCCACACCAAUGUUAACGACGGUACAGAGUUCGGUGGCUCCAUCUACCAGAAGGUGAACUGCCACUUGGAAACAGCCAUCAACCUGGCCUGGACGGCCGGCAGCAACAACACACGCUUCGGCAUCGGAGCCAAAUACCAGCUGGACAAGGACGCUUCCCUGUCUGCCAAAGUCAACAACGCCAGUCUGAUUGGAGUCGGCUACACACAGGUCCUCCGGCCAGGAGUGAAGCUGACUCUCUCAGCUCUGAUCGAUGGGAAGAACUUCAACGCAGGCGGCCACAAGGUUGGCAUGGGCUUUGAGCUGGAGGCAUAAGGAUGGAGGGGAGAGGAGAAGAGGGGGAUGGGUGAAGGAAGGGAAAGAUUCCAAAUCUGACAAAACACACACACACAUACACACGCACAGAGAGAGUGUGUCUUUUGGCCUUAACCCUACAGCCCUUAGCACCCUCUGAGACCCCCAGUACUAUAUUAAAAUGGACAGACUGUCGAGAACCAAGUUGUUUUUUGGUUAGUUUUAGGUUCACCAUCUCUCUGUAUUAUCUCCUUAGCAAUACCACUACGUAAGGGACAUCUGUCAUGCCAUGGCACUGGAGCAGGCAGCCAGUGAGCAAGUCUCAAAUAACACUCUAUUCACCAGGAGUUUACUAAUUCACAUAGGGCUCUGAUCAAAAGUGGUGUACUGUAUGCAGAACAGUGUGUUUGAAACAGUCUGAAGUCAACCUUUUGUUCCACUUCCUCCCCAUAAGCAGACAUAUCCUCUUUUCUGUGUGUGCACCUUUUUAGUAGGGUUUGAUUGUGUGGUAUACUUUCCCUUUGACUGAGAUCAUGUGUUUAAUCUACUUUUGACUUGUGACAAAAAAAAAAGUUUGAUUGACAGUGUACUUUUGUUUGUGUAUUUGUGGUAUACUCUAUUGAUUCAAUCAAAGCUAGAGGGGAGUUGUUUUCAAGGAAUAACUUAUUUUUUAAAUGUCAUGAUGUUCCGUUGUCCCAGACCUUUUACAGGCCUGUUUGUGGAAGGAUGUCCACUUUCAGUGAUAUAUAAACAGGGACACAUUGACACGAGCAUACUGCAAUAAAAUGGGUGGCUAAGAACUUGAAAAUGAGACCGGUUGAGUUUCUGUUUCCAAAUCAGGGAAAUAUCUGUAGUACAGAGAACUUGGAAGAUUCCACCUUGACAGUAAGAUUUGUUGACUGACUUGUAUUCCCAUUCCAGAACAUAAAGCAAUGUAACAAUAGCUGAAUGUUCUGCCCAGAGCCAUACAUUUAGAAAGUUAGGCCAACAUUCUGUUACAUAGCAUUGUUUAAAUAUUCCCCAUGUAAUGUUAAGGAAGCUAACAUGGCUGCCAUAGAAUGUUUAAGUGUCAUGUAAAUGCAUCAAAAUGCAGAAACCGCAUUGGCCUACUAAAUACAUGGUUCUGGUUCUGCCUAAUGUCCCACUGUUUUCUCAAUGUCUCCUGUUACUUCUGUUUUGACCAUUUCAACUCUCUGUGUGUAAGUAUCUCUGAUUGCCAAACUAAUACCCCAUACAUUUCUCCAUUUGAAUUCUCUUAUUUUGGUUUAGAGUUUUGAGAAGGCAUACAGGCAUGGUGGAUAUCUUCCUUACCUCUUUGUAAAAAAAAAUUGGGGGUAUUUUAUUUUCGGAACUCUACCACUAUCAUGCAAUUUUGUGUCUGCUGUGCUUGGGAGAGGGAAGGUUGUCAAUAGUUGAAACCUCAAACUGGAAUUCAUGGAAUAAAGAAGAAUUUCAAAAUCGUU
Molecule: messenger RNA, 2508 nt
Organism: Oncorhynchus tshawytscha (Chinook salmon)
Lineage: Eukaryota; Metazoa; Chordata; Actinopteri; Salmoniformes; Salmonidae
Product: voltage-dependent anion-selective channel protein 2
Exons: 11
Coding region: 95-1066 (323 amino acids)
Biological process (GO): monoatomic anion transmembrane transport
Cellular component (GO): mitochondrial outer membrane
Molecular function (GO): voltage-gated monoatomic anion channel activity
Source: RefSeq, a predicted model, not a curated record